Messenger RNA from Drosophila gunungcola (fruit fly), 694 nucleotides. RefSeq names its product histone deacetylase complex subunit SAP18 (gene Bin1). The transcript is spliced from 2 exons. Bases 141 to 593 code for a protein of 150 amino acids. Gene Ontology annotation, cellular component: nucleus. Gene Ontology annotation, molecular function: transcription corepressor activity; transcription factor binding. Gene Ontology annotation, biological process: negative regulation of DNA-templated transcription. The record is from RefSeq and is a predicted model, not a curated record. NCBI's taxonomy places the organism in Eukaryota, Metazoa, Arthropoda, Insecta, Diptera, Drosophilidae.
CGCAUCGCAUCGCAUCGCGGGCGCUUACCAACACUGUUUUUUUUAGGGACAGCAAAGAGAAGCCCAAACAUUGCGGAUUAAUAGUUAAUUUUGUAUUAAAACUCAGGAAAUAGUGUAAAAUUAAAGCGGAUUUUUAAAUCAUGGCCAACGUGGAGUCUAUGAUAGUGGAGGAAAAGACGCAGGUCAAGCAGAUUGACCGCGAGAAGACAUGCCCGCUUCUGCUCCGUGUUUUCUGCUCCACGGGUCGCCACCACUCUGUUUCCGAGUACAUGUUCGGCAAUGUGCCCACCAACGAGCUGCAGAUCUACACCUGGCAGGAUGCCACCCUCCACGAACUGACCUCCCUGGUGCGCGACGUCAAUCCAGAUACUAGAAAAAAGGGCACCUACUUCGACUUUGCCGUGGUAUAUCCAAACUUCCGGAACAACCACUUUCAGAUGCGCGAAAUCGGAGUGACCUGCACGGGUCAAAAGGGAAUCGACGAUAAUAAGACGCUCGCCCAGGCCAAAUUCAGCAUCGGGGACUUCCUGGACAUCUCGAUAACGCCGCCCAACCGCCUGCCGCCCACCGCCAGGCGCCAACGCCCCUACUGAUGCCGCAUUACACUCUAUUCUAAUCAUUUUUAAUCUUUCACUUGACACUCAAUGGAGUAUGGACAUAAUUAUAAGUGGAAUACAAGUAAGACGACCUAUGA